Rotaria sp. Silwood2 is the source of this 1053-nucleotide messenger RNA. Lineage: Eukaryota; Metazoa; Rotifera; Eurotatoria; Philodinida; Philodinidae. The record is from the annotation of a GenBank genome assembly.
AUGUAUUCAAUGUUGAAUAAAGAUCAACGUUCAGCAGCCGAUAAAAUUCUUGCAGCUCAUCAUGAACAAUCAACUACUGGCUCAGGUUUCUUCAUAGAUGGACCUGGAUGUACAGGAAAAACUUACCUUUAUAACACCCUGUACCAUUUAUUCAUGGGACAAGGCGUCCAUGUUAUGCCAGUUGCAUGGACAGGAAUUGCUGCAAGUCUACUGCCCGUAGGAAGAACAGUACACAGUCGUUUCAAACUUCCUGUACCUAUCCUAGAAACAUCGACGUCCAGUAUUCGACCACACAGCAAGGAAGCGGAAGAUAUUAAAAAGACAGAAGUUUUUAUUUGGGAUGAAGCAUCAAUGGCUCCAUCAUAUGCUCCGAAGGCAGUUGAUAUAUUACUAAGAGAUAUAAUGAACAUUAAUCUGCCUUUCGGAGGAAAAAUUAUGGUACUCGGUGGUGAUUUUCGUCAAGUCCUACCAGUAAUUCGAUUCGCAAAUAGAUCAGACUUGAUUGCAGCAAGUCUAAAAAGUUCUGAUCCUUGGUCUUAUUUCAACGUCAUGCAUCUUAACCAGAACAUGAGAACAGGACCAGGUGAAGAAGAAUUCUCGAAAAGGUUAAUUAAACUUGGCAAUGGUGAAUUACCAUCAAACGAAUAUGAUGAAAUCGAAUUACCUAGUUCUUGCAUGCUUGAUGGUAAUUUGGUCGACGAGAUAUUUUGGCAGCGCAUUUCCAUCAAUGACAUUCCAACUCUAUGCAACAGAACAAUACUAUGUCCAAAAAAUGAACAUUCUCUCUUGGUAAAUGACGAAGUUCUUCAACGUCUACCCGGUAAAGAAAUAGUAUACACAAGUGUGGAUGACGUAGAAUGUGAAGAUGGUGAUGACGUGACCAACUAUCCCACAGAAUUUUUGAACAGCCUUACACCAUCAGGAAUGCCUCCUCAUAAACUUAAACUAAAGAUUGGUGCAAUUGUAAUGCUUCUUCGCAACCUCGAUGUACAGCAAGGUUUAUGCAAUGGUACUCGACUGAUCGUACGACGUUUACAAAAACCACACAAUUGA